CAAUAGGUGAUUAAAGUUAAAGCAAGGGCCAAGGGCAGUGCAUUGUAUGUAUCUCCGUGACAUGAGUGGUGACUAAUUUAUUCGAGUGUAUAUCCUCCACCAGUCCACCUUUACUCCUUUAUAUUAUAUGGCCUUCUUCCUCUCCUACUCCACCCCCAUUGCUCAUCACAAGAUAUGUACAGUAUUCAGUUCGAAACAAGGUAGCAGACACGCAUUUGACCAAUUUGGCAGUUUGACUCUCAAGGCAAUGCCAGAGGAGAUGGCCUUAAUCGUCACAAAUGGGUCCAGUAACAAUAAGAUCCCGCAUGUUCUGACCAUGGCUGGCUCUGAUUCAGGAGCUGGUGCAGGAAUACAAGCCGAUCUUAAAACUUGCGCUGCACGUGGAGUGUUUUGUUCUACUGUGAUCACCGCUGUUACUGCACAGAAUACCCUUGGGGUCCAGGAUGUGAGCGUUCUUCCAGAGGAAUCUGUUGCAGCACAGUUGAAGUCCGUACUGUCAGAUAUGCAUGUUGAUGUUGUGAAAACCGGCAUGCUUCCAUCAACAGCCAUGGUGAAGAUACUUCAUGAUAGUUUAAAACAGUUUCCAGUUCAAGCUUUAGUGGUUGAUCCUGUCAUGGUGUCUACUAGCGGACAUGUGCUUGCUGGUUCUUCAAUACUUGAUACGUUUAGGCAAGAUCUUCUUCCUAUGGCUGACAUUGUGACCCCGAAUAUAAAAGAGGCUUCUGUUUUACUUGGUGGCGUGCAGUUAGAAACAGUUACCGACAUGCGCUCUGCAGCAAAAUCUUUACAUGAUAUGGGACCACGGAAUGUUCUAGUCAAAGGUGGCGAUCUCCCUUCUUCCUCAGAUGCCGUAGACAUUUUCUUUGAUGGUAAAGAUUUUUAUGAGUUACGUUCACCACGGAUACAGACUAGAAACACUCAUGGAACGGGUUGCACCAUGGCAUCAUGUAUAGCGGCUGAGCUGGCAAAGGGUUCUUCAAUGUUGUCAGCUGUUAAGGUAGCAAAACGAUAUGUCGAGACUGCACUGGAGUAUGGAAAAGGCAUUAAUAUUGGCAACGGGCCUCAGGGUCCUUUUGAUCACAUGUUUAAGCUUAAGAGGAAAAAUUCAAGCAAGUUGCGACUGUUUGAACCGAGUGAUCUCUUCUUAUACGCUGUCACAGAUUCAGGGAUGAAUAAAAAAUGGGGUCAUUCCAUUACAGAUGCGGUUAAAGCCGCCAUUGAAGGAGGUGCCACCAUUGUGCAGCUAAGGGAAAAAGAUGCUGAAACAGGAGAGUUUCUAGAAGCAGCCAAAUCAUGUCUUGAAAUUUGUCGUGCUCACAACAUCCCCCUACUGAUAAACGACAGAGUCGAUAUUGCACUAGCGUGUGAUGCUGACGGGGUCCACGUUGGUCAAUCAGACAUGCCGGUCAACACAGUCCGGGCCCUUCUCGGACCUGAAAAAAUCAUCGGUGUAUCAUGCAAGACACCAGAACAUGCUCUAAAAGCAUGGGCGGAUGGUGCUGAUUACAUAGGGUCAGGUGGCGUAUUUCCAACCAACACAAAAGCAAAUAACCGCACCAUUGGUUUGGAUGGUUUGAAAACUGUUUGUUUGGCUUCAAAGCUACCUGUGGUGGCUAUUGGCGGCAUAAAUCUUUCAAAUGCGAGAUCUGUGAUGGAACUUGGGGUGGUGAAUCUUGAAGGAGUGGCGGUCGUUUCUGCAUUGUUUGAUCGGGAGUGUGUUGCGGUGGAGACAAGGAAACUGCAUGAUUUGUUGACGGAAACUGUUGCGAAUGUAGGGUCUGCUGUAACAGAGGAAGUAUGAAUUUUGAUGAAUAUUUGUGUUCUGGUGGACGUGCAAAUGAAGAAUAAGGGUGUUUGAAUGUGUGUUUUGAAAGUGAUUAUGUGAUAAUGAAUAGUUAUAAUUACAUCAUUGGUUGGAAUAAAGACAUGGCAAAACGGUAGUGUUUGAAGUGUAGUUUGUUGUUUAAUAAAUUGGACGAUGGUUCACAAUC
This is a messenger RNA of Helianthus annuus (common sunflower), 1991 nucleotides long. Its product is annotated as thiamine biosynthetic bifunctional enzyme TH1, chloroplastic. The transcript is spliced from 9 exons. Gene Ontology annotation, molecular function: hydroxymethylpyrimidine kinase activity; phosphomethylpyrimidine kinase activity; thiamine-phosphate diphosphorylase activity. Gene Ontology annotation, biological process: thiamine biosynthetic process. The record is from RefSeq and is a predicted model, not a curated record. Gene Ontology annotation, cellular component: chloroplast. NCBI's taxonomy places the organism in Eukaryota, Viridiplantae, Streptophyta, Magnoliopsida, Asterales, Asteraceae. Bases 128 to 1801 code for a protein of 557 amino acids.